Dioscorea cayenensis subsp. rotundata (Guinea yam) is the source of this 867-nucleotide messenger RNA. RefSeq names its product ribulose bisphosphate carboxylase small chain, chloroplastic-like. Bases 78 to 632 code for a protein of 184 amino acids. The record is from RefSeq and is a predicted model, not a curated record. NCBI's taxonomy places the organism in Eukaryota, Viridiplantae, Streptophyta, Magnoliopsida, Dioscoreales, Dioscoreaceae. The transcript has 3 exons.
UUCUAUUCAUCAAUCAAUUAUUUUUAUCAUUAUAAACUAGAGCUUGCUAGCUAGCUAAGCUCACAGGAGAAGAACCAAUGGCCUCCUCCGUGAUGGUCUCCUCCACCACAGCCAUGUCCCGGGCCAUUCCGACUCAAUCCUCGGUUGCACCUUUCACCGGGCUUAAGUCCGCCGCUGCUUUCCCUGUCACCCGCAAGGACAAGACUGACUUUUCCCACCUCCCUAACAAUGGUGGCCGUGUCCAAUGCAUGAAGGUGUGGCCAAUUGAAGGCAAGAAGAAGUUUGAGACUCUCUCAUACCUUCCUUCCCUCACUGACGACGAGCUCCUCAAGCAAAUUGCCUACUUGCUCCGCAGCGGAUGGGUUCCUUGCAUAGAGUUCUGCAAGAUUGGGUUUGUCUACCGUAAGUACCACAGUUCUCCGGGAUACUACGAUGGUCGAUACUGGACAAUGUGGAAGUUGCCCAUGUUUGGGUGCACAGACGCCGUCCAAGUUUUGAAAGAGGUUCGUGAGUGUGAGAAGGAGUACCCAGAUGCCUUCAAUCGAAUCAUUGGCUUUGACAACGUCCGCCAAGUCCAAUGCAUUAGCUUCAUUACCUAUAAGCCCCCAGGUUUCACUGAAUUCGAACGCUAGCUUGUAUGGCUUCUUGGGGGGUUUUGUGUCUUUCGUUUCUUUCAUUUUUUUUUUUUUAGUUUUUACUUUGGUUUUAUCUUGUUUCUCCAACGGGUAUUGACAAUUGUGGACGAUGAUGAUCAUAUGAUGAGUAAUUCAUGCUUUGGUUGGUGAAGAACAAAGUCACGGCGUUUGUUAUGUAUGAAAAACAUAUGUAUUGUUGCUUAUUUUAUAUAUGAUGUGUCGACUUUAUCUA